UGAGCAGUUGGAGCCCUUCCUCCGAACUGCUUCCAGAGAGAUUUGCCUCCUGACUAAGAGACAUGACUCUAGCCUGGAGACAUUUGCCUAGAACUUUGCGCCUGGAGACUUCCUCUCUCAGGAUCCAAACGAAGUACCCUUCUCUGAGCGGUGCUUUCUGGACAUCUGUAGCCAAGCUCAGUCUUCAUACAAAACCCAGAAUGCCUCCAUGUGACUUCACACCCGAAAGAUACCAGUCCCUCGCCUAUGACCGUGUCCUGGAGAUCCACAAGCAACAUCUAUCCCCGAUACUGAUGCCGUAUUUUUCAGAGCCUUUAUUGCUCCACCAGGGUCACAUGGAGUGGCUAUUUGAUUAUGAGGGAAAGAGAUACCUGGAUUUCUUUUCUGGGAUCGUAACUGUCAGUGUCGGUCACUGCCACCCGAAGGUAAACGCAGUGGCACAAAAGCAGCUUGGCCGCCUGUGGCACACAAGUGCCUUCUUCGUCCACCCUCCAAUCCAUGAAUACGCAGAGAAGCUUUCAGCACUUCUUCCUGAGCCUCUAAAGGUCAUUUUCUUCGUGAACAGUGGCUCGGAAGCCAAUGACUUAGCCAUGCUGAUGGCCAGAGCUCACUCAAAUAACACAGACAUCAUUUCUUUCAGAGGUGCCUACCAUGGCUGCAGUCCUUACACACUUGGCUUGUCAAACAUAAUGUCCUUCAAGACGAAACUGCCCAGUGGGCUAGGCUGCCAAUCAACAAUGUGCCCAGAUGUUUUCCAUGGCCCUUGGGGAGGAAGUCACUGCCGAGAUUCUCCAGUGCAAACAAUUAGGAAAUGCAGCUGUGCACCAGACUGCUGCCAAGCUAAAGACCAGUACAUUGAACAGUUCAAAGAUACUCUGAACACUUCGGUGGCCAAAUCAAUCGCUGGGUUUUUUGCAGAGCCAAUUCAAGGGGUGAAUGGAUUUGUUCAGUACCCGAAAGGGUUUUUGAAGGAAGCCUUCGAGCUGGUGAGAGAGCGGGGAGGCGUGUGCAUCGCGGACGAAGUGCAGACAGGAUUUGGAAGGUUGGGCUCUCAUUUCUGGGGCUUCCAAACCCACGGCGUUCUGCCAGACAUUGUCACCAUGGCUAAAGGGAUUGCGAAUGGCUUUCCCAUGGCAGCAGUUGUGACAACUCCAGACGUUGCCAAGUCUUUGGCUAAAUGCUUGUUACACUUCAGUACCUUCGGAGGGAACCCCAUGGCUUGUGCCAUUGGAUCAGCCGUGCUCGAGGUGAUUAAAGAAGAAAAUCUACAGGAAAACAGUCAAGAAGUUGGCACCUAUAUGUUGCUGAAGUUUGCUAAACUGCGGGAUGAAUUUGAAAUUGUCGGGGACGUCCGCGGCAAAGGCCUCAUGGUAGGAAUAGAACUGGUGAAGGAUAAGAUGAGCCGCCAGCCUCUUCCCCGUGAAGAAGUAAAUCAAAUCCACCAGGACUGCAAACACAUGGGGCUUAUAAUUGGCAGAGGUGGCAUUUUUUCCCAGACGUUCCGCAUUGCGCCCCCGAUGUGCGUCACUAAAUCGGAAGUUGAUUUUGCAACGGAAGUACUUCGUUCUGCGUUAAUCCAACACACGGAGAGAAGAGCCAAAUAAAAUUUGAAAAAUAAAAAACCACAAGCCUCAAGAGCGUCCCACUUCUGUUCAGGAGUUAAUGUGAGGAAUUUCAGAAGCACCGGUAUAGGUUGUAAAAGGUGACCGCCUACGAGCCAUCUCUGUUAACAGAGCCUCUAUGCUGUUGAGAAAUCCAUCCUUCAGGGAAGGAUCUCUAUCACUAGUGCAGAGAAUAAAUCCUAAUUAGUCUAGGUUAGUUAUGGUCACGUGAUUUCCCUUUGUGGCGAUUGGCUUAUGCAUGAUGUGGGAUGUACUGUAGGACAAUGAAUCCUGAAGUAAAAUCUUUUGCGGAGGUGCCUUCAAGGAAAGGUCUCUUCAUCCUUCGCUCUUCAUCUCCACAAGAGGUUUUCUCCUUGCACUGAAGCAUCAUUUGUCAUGAUGGGACUGCUCCAACCACGUCACCCUAUCUUGGGGCUGCUUGGUACGUGAGAUGAUAAAUUCACGGCGCUGCACAAGCCUUUUCAAUGUAAGUUUUCUGUCAUUGCAGUCAUAAGCAUCCUGAGAAAUGAUGCAGAAAAUACCCCACGUCCUUUGACUCCCUUAAAAUUGCCUAUCAGAGACUUCUCCAUUUCCACUGCUAUCAUCCCGUUGUGGACUAAACCCUCAUUACUCCUAUUGCAAUUGUCUCCGAUACAAGAAUUUCCCAAACUUUGGUCACUAGAAUGCACAUUCAUUAUGUUUACUUUUCCCCCAUAUGUGUAUAACGACUGUCUUAGAAUUGACUUAAUAUUUUUCCUUAAUUUGACUUUGUUCACUUAGAUGUAUUUGAUCAAAACCUUUCCAUACUUAUAAUAAAUGAGGAAUCAGUACUACUUGUCAGGACUAGAAAGUAGUCAUAGAAAUAGAGUGAACACAAAGCAAUGUAACUCAGUUCUAGAGAGAUCCAGUUGCUUGCAGCUGUUCUCAGCCUGAGGCUAAUUCUUUGUUCAAAAGGGAGAAGAUAGAGAAUUGGGGGGGGGGGGUGAGGGGGAGCGUGUGGGUGUUGCUAAAAGAUACAGGCAAAGUGGGAGUCUCUCCUUAACACAAACAAAAGAGGGUCCACAGCACUGAAAGGAAAAUAAUUUUCUCAGCGUGCAAUGCGAUAUUUAUUUAAGCUGUGAGCCAAUUUGAAGCCAUGUCGUAAAGGUCUACUCCCUGAGGUGUCUCACUAGCACAUGCUGUGCGUCCCUGCCAGCUUUGUCUCCCUCAGGCCUUGACUUGAACAUGCCAUUCCUUUGCACAAAACCUUUCAGUGGCUCCCCCGUGUCCCAUGGAUAAGAUCGAAACCCCUCAACAAGGCGCUCAACGCCCUCCAGUGUCCAAUAUCCAAAUACAGCAAACAACUAGACUUAUGGGGGGGUCACUUCAUAAAGUAUAUAAAUGCCUAACCACUGAGCUGGAUACCUAAUUCACCUGUAGACCUGUAUACCACUAAUACAAAAUAACACUGAAUGUCAACUACAAUUUAAAUACAUAUAUUCACAGGAUGUAAAGUACAGCAUAGAGAACAUGGUCAAUGGUAUUGCAAUAGCUGUGUACCGUGUCAGAGGGGCAGUCGACCUGCUGGGGUUACCACUUUGUGGGGGAUGUAAAUGUCUAACCAUUAGGUUGUUUUGUACACCUGAAACUAAUAAUAAACAAACAAAUA
Messenger RNA from Rhinolophus ferrumequinum (greater horseshoe bat), 3249 nucleotides. RefSeq names its product alanine--glyoxylate aminotransferase 2 (gene AGXT2). Gene Ontology annotation, cellular component: mitochondrion. Gene Ontology annotation, molecular function: pyridoxal phosphate binding; L-alanine:glyoxylate transaminase activity. Bases 63 to 1604 code for a protein of 513 amino acids. The transcript has 14 exons. NCBI's taxonomy places the organism in Eukaryota, Metazoa, Chordata, Mammalia, Chiroptera, Rhinolophidae. Gene Ontology annotation, biological process: glyoxylate catabolic process. The record is from RefSeq and is a predicted model, not a curated record.